GUUUGAUUCUAGCGAGGGAUUCGGAGUAUAUAACAGUACCCAACAGCAUCGGUUGCCUGGAUAAAAUGGGAUCCAAAGCACUCAGUCACUACAAAGCCCUCAGCUCUCAUUCCUAUACGUAUAUUGACCUUAAUCCCAGUUUACGUUGCAUAUCUAUCACCAUAUACUGAACUCAGCUACCACCAUGCCCCCCCACCCAGCCCUAACCCAGCCCACGAUCCUCCCCCCCGCCCUCCGCCCCGGCGACACCAUAGCGCUGGUCUCCCCAUCCGCCCGCCUCAACAGCAUCCUGCCCACCCCCCUCCACCGCGGCCGCUGCUUCCUAGAAUCCCUAGGCUUCCGCGUGCGCAUCAUCUAUACCCCCUUCCCAGAACCCAGCAGCAUCGCCGACUCGAUCCGCAUCCGCACGGCGGAGCUGCACACGGCCUUCGGAGACCCGACCAUCCAGGCCAUCAUCUGCACCAUCGGCGGGCAGCACGCCAACGAGCUCCUGCCCCACCUGGACUACGCGCUCAUCCGCGCAAACCCCAAGAUCUUCGUCGGCUACAGCGACACCACCUUCCUGCAUUAUGCGCUCGAGUCGCGCGCGGGCCUGCGCACCUUCUACGGGCCCAGCCUGCUGACCGACUUCUCCGAUGUGCAGCCGCUGCCCUUCACGGUGGAGCAUCUGCUGCAUGUGCUGACGGGCGGCAGUGGGGCGGUGGGGCCGGUGCCGCGAUCGCUGCGCUGCGCUGUGGAGCAUAAUGAUUUCCAGUUCGGGCGGGAUGCCUCGGUCGAGCCGCGGGUGACGGUGCCCUCGCCGGCGUGGCGGUGGGUGAGACGGGGUCGUGCGGAGGGGAAGCUGUACGGUGGCACGGUGCAUAUCGUCGAACGGCUGCAGGGGACGGUGUUCGCGCCGUCGUCGUGGAAGGACCAUGUUCUGCUGCUGGAGUCGGCCAUGGGGCUCGAUACGAUCGAGCGGCCGUACUCGGUGGCCCGGUUUCGGGGGAACUUGGUGGAUUUAGCGUUGUCCGGGGUGCUGGGGGAGAUUAGUGGGUUGGUGGUCGGAAGGGGGUAUAAGUAUGAUGAGCGGAUGCAGGAGGAGUUGGCGGCGGUGAUUGUGGAGGUGUUGGACGUGGUGGUGGGCAGGAAAGAUGAGCUGCCUGUGUUGAUGAAUGUGGAUGUGGGCCAUACCAGUCCGUUUGUCACGUUGCCGUUUGGGGCGAGGGUGAGGCUGGAUUCGGAGAGGGAUGAGUUUGUCGUCUUGGAGGCGGGGGUGUCUACAAGUACAGUACCUAGUAGUUAGUCUGGAUAUACUGAAGUAGGCGGUUUCGGU
Messenger RNA from Aspergillus japonicus CBS 114.51, 1315 nucleotides. Its product is annotated as S66 peptidase family protein. The transcript has a single exon. Bases 185 to 1285 code for a protein of 366 amino acids. Lineage: Eukaryota; Fungi; Ascomycota; Eurotiomycetes; Eurotiales; Aspergillaceae. The record is from RefSeq and is a predicted model, not a curated record.